GCCCCGGUGCGGCAGGGCCAACCGGGAGACCCAGACGCAGGCAGCGACCGAGCUGCCGCCGCUCCGCGCCCGGUCGCCCCGCAGCAUCCCCGCCGAUGGCCGGCCGCCUGACCUGCUGCCUCCUGCUGUGGGCCCUGGGCCCUGGGGGCUGCCGCUCGCCUGCGGGGGAGGGCGCCGGCAGCCAGCCCGCCUGCCCCGUCCAGCCGCCGGCCGCCCGGGAGUCGUCCUCCCCCGGCCGCGACCCCCGCGGGGGCUCUUCACCGCCCCCUGCGCUGGGCAGCAUCGCUCAGGACAUGGUAGCUGUCCACAUGCUUAAGCUCUACGAGAAGUACAACCGGGAAGGGAGCCGGCCCGGCGACGGCAACACGGUCCGCAGCUUCAAAGCCAGGCCGGAAUUCUUCGCCCAGAAGCCCUUGUACUGCUUCAAUCUGACAUCCAUGCAGGAUUCAGAGAUGAUCCUUGCUGCCACUUUUCACUUCUAUGCUGACAAACGCCCUCGGCACCGGGAAGUGUUUUGUAAGCGGUCUAAGAACUCAUCCUGCCGACUCCUUCACCAGCCUCCUAUCCUGCAGCUCAACCUCAUUUUCCAAAGCAUUCACCAGAAUUCUGCCUAUGGACUAGUGAAAGGGAACAUCACCGUGUUUCUUCAAAGGCGAGGGGCUUGGCAUGCAAAGGACAUUUCACACAUCAUAAAAGAAUCAAAACGGGCUGGAGAGCUCAUUCUCUGCGCUGAGCUUGAUUCUGGGGAGAAACACCAGGACUUCCCUGAACAGGUCAUCAGUCAUUUACCCUAUAUACUAGUUUAUGCCAAUGAUCUUGCAAUCUCUGAACCUAACAGUGUGGCAGUCACCCUACAACGUUAUGAUCCAUUCCCUUCCAACGAUGGGGACCCAAAUGUAUCCCCUAAUGCUUCUACUGAUACCCGAGUGAGGAGGGAUACGUACCUCUCUAGCUCUAUUCAGAACAAUGAGUUGCCAGAAGUAGAUUAUAACAGCAACAAAUACAAUAAACAUGACAUAUGGGAGAAUGCCUACAAGUCCUUGAAACCAAAAGCUUCACGCAAAGACCGAAGGAGAAAAGGGCAAGAAAAUACAGAAACACUUAUAAAGUCUCAGGUGCUAAAUUUCGAUGAGAAAACAAUGAAGAAAGCAAGGCGAAAACAAUGGAAUGAGCCAAGGAUUUGUUCAAGAAGAUACAUGAAAGUUGACUUUGCUGAUAUUGGCUGGAAUGAAUGGAUCAUAUCUCCCAAAUCAUUUGAUGCCUACUACUGUGCUGGGGCAUGUGAAUUUCCAAUGCCCAAGAUUGUCCGGCCAUCAAAUCAUGCUACAAUCCAGAGCAUCGUAAAAGCAGUAGGAAUCAUUCCCGGCAUCCCAGAACCCUGCUGCGUUCCUGACAAAAUGAGCUCACUCAGUGUCCUGUUCUUAGAUGAGAACAAAAAUGUUGUUUUAAAGGUAUAUCCCAAUAUGUCAGUUGAAACUUGCGCCUGCCGAUAAG
Gymnogyps californianus (California condor) is the source of this 1494-nucleotide messenger RNA. RefSeq names its product growth differentiation factor 10 (gene GDF10). The transcript has 3 exons. Gene Ontology annotation, molecular function: cytokine activity; growth factor activity. Gene Ontology annotation, cellular component: extracellular region. The coding region runs from base 96 to 1493 and encodes 465 amino acids. Lineage: Eukaryota; Metazoa; Chordata; Aves; Accipitriformes; Cathartidae. The record is from RefSeq and is a predicted model, not a curated record. Gene Ontology annotation, biological process: BMP signaling pathway; osteoblast differentiation; SMAD protein signal transduction.